This is a messenger RNA of Cucurbitaria berberidis CBS 394.84, 1678 nucleotides long. RefSeq names its product Pkinase-domain-containing protein. Gene Ontology annotation, cellular component: nucleus; protein kinase CK2 complex; cytosol. The record is from RefSeq and is a predicted model, not a curated record. Lineage: Eukaryota; Fungi; Ascomycota; Dothideomycetes; Pleosporales; Cucurbitariaceae. Gene Ontology annotation, biological process: DNA damage response; regulation of transcription by RNA polymerase III; regulation of transcription by RNA polymerase I. The transcript has 5 exons. Gene Ontology annotation, molecular function: protein serine/threonine kinase activity; ATP binding. The coding region runs from base 1 to 1437 and encodes 478 amino acids.
AUGUCGGCAACGGGCGCGACAGCGAAGACGCAGGUGGGAGAGGUGCGCAGGCGGGACAAUGUCACCACCACCACCACCAACACCAGCAGCUCGAGCCUGCACCACGAGCGCCCCGAGCUCACCCCCGGCACCAGACCCUCUGCUCCGCGACCUGUACCGCGCACCCGCCCCAACCACCGAGACGGCCUCUUUGCGCGCAUUUGCGGCAACAAGGCAGCUGCGCUCGGCCUGCUGGUUGGCCUUGCCGUCUUCUUCCUCCUCGUCUUGCCUCGUCCCGCCCACCUCCGCCUCUUCACCCCACCACCACUCGACCCCUCCGCGCCCGCGACCCAAGCUGGCUCUUUGCCGCCCGUGCAAGACACCCUCGCCCGCAAUAUGGCGCUGAACAACACCACGGGCACCACGAGCGUGGCCCGUGUCUACGCCGAUGUCAAUGCGAACAUGCCCCGCUCCUACUGGGACUACGACUCGGUCAACAUCUCCUGGGGCGUGCUCGAGAACUACGAGGUCGUCCGCAAGAUUGGCCGCGGAAAGUACUCGGAAGUCUUCGAGGGCAUCAAUGUCGUCAACUACCAGAAAUGCGUCAUCAAAGUCCUCAAGCCCGUCAAGAAGAAGAAGAUAAAGCGAGAAAUCAAGAUUCUGCAGAAUCUGUCUGGCGGGCCUAAUAUCGUGUCACUGCUGGACGUGGUGCGCGAUAAUCAGGUUAGUCAUGGCUCCUUUGCCUCGCCUGCUUUCAGCAAAACUCCGUCUUUGAUCUUCGAGUAUGUUAACAACACCGAUUUCCGGAGCCUCUAUCCCAAGUUCCAGGACUACGACGUGCGGUACUAUAUAUUCGAGCUUCUCAAGGCCCUCGACUACUGCCACAGCAAAGGUAUCAUGCACCGUGAUGUCAAGCCUCAUAACGUUAUGAUCGAUCAUGAGAAGCGGAAGCUGCGCCUAAUUGAUUGGGGUCUUGCCGAGUUCUACCACGCAGGUACCGAAUAUAACGUCCGCGUUGCCUCGCGUUACUUCAAGGGCCCAGAGCUCCUCGUCGACUUCCAGGAGUACGACUACUCGCUCGACAUGUGGUCACUGGGUGCCAUGUUUGCCUCGAUGAUCUUCAGGCGAGAACCGUUUUUCCACGGCAAUAGCAAUUCAGACCAGCUCGUCAAGAUUGCCAAAGUCCUAGGGACCGAAGACUUGUUCGACUACCUCGACAAGUACGACAUUGAACUUGAUGCCCAGUACGACGACAUACUUAGUCGGUAUCCGAAGAAGCCCUGGCACUCGUUCAUCAACGCCGACAACCAGCGAUUUGUUAGCAAUGACGCAAUUGACUUCCUAGAUAAGUUACUUCGAUACGACCAUCAGGAUCGAUUGACGGCUGUAGAAGCCAUGGCACAUCCUUACUUCGCCCCCGUCCGACAGGCUGCCCAACAGAACAGCACCUCGGCAUGAAAGAUACCCACUUCUCAGUAAUUAGACCUUAAAUAAUGGCACACAAUUACAAGCAACGAAGCCUUUGAAUCAACCUGUUGUUCUUUGUUGGAUGACGACCCGGAAAGUUCUCAGUCUUACCUAUAGCGACUGCAGACCUGGAGAAGCAUGAACCAUAGUAACAAAACAAGUGUAUGGUACGGCGUGUGGGCUAUCUUUCCUUUGCAUAUCUCGCUCAGGGGUGGGACUGGGCUGUUGUCGG